This is a messenger RNA of Bursaphelenchus xylophilus (pine wood nematode), 5572 nucleotides long. The record is from the annotation of a GenBank genome assembly. NCBI's taxonomy places the organism in Eukaryota, Metazoa, Nematoda, Chromadorea, Rhabditida, Aphelenchoididae.
AUGUUCGUCCUGGCUGUAUAUGGGAUGUAUCUUCAGUUGUUUUAUCUAUGGACCCGUAACAGAAGUACGACUGUCAGUUAUCGGAUUAAUGUCCAACAUUUUAAACCGUUCACAAUUCUGCUUUGUUCCGAACUUAUAAGGUAAUCAAACAAAUUAAUCGAAAUCCGCACAUGUUUUAGAGGGUUUCCUUUUCCCAGCGUUCGAGAUUGUAACGGGGCUGCAAACUUCGCUUUAGUCAGUCAGUAAGGUUAAAUAGUAGUUGUAAUCGACCAGGUGUAAUGUGAUUCUAGAUAGAAAUCAAUUCCAAUGCCAAUUUUCAUGUAUUUGGACUCCCACCGGAUACUGCGUAAAAGUAAUCGGGGCAAUAACUCGGGCGUUGCAGGUCCCAGGUAACGCGGUCUGUUACUUCCAAAUAAUGAGAGACCGUUCCAGAAAAGGUUGAAUAUUAUCGAUUGUCAUUGUCCGUUCAAGACACUUUGAAACUAUCCAAAGUAAGCGCUUGAACAAGUCUGAGUUUGUUGAAGGUUUACAUUUUCUACUCAACGGACACAUUGAAUACUGUAAGAUUACCGGUAUUCAGAACACCAUCCUUUACACUUAAACCAGGCAAACGAACGGCCUAUGAAGUAGCUGGGAUUACUGGAGUAAGAUGGAAAAAUAUCAUCUAUUUUUAUCUCAGGAAGAGGAUGCGGAUCGACAAUGGAGAAACAACUUCUGCGUGUGGAACAAGUACAAUUUCUUGGCCAAUUCCACAAAUUGUAACGGGACUCGAUUGUAUUCAGGGUAAUUUUGGAGAUGAGCCAUCCUUUAUUGUCAGGGCAUAGAAUUAAAAUUGUUUCAGCUCGAAUGGAGACGAUGAAAUUUACGAAAAAAAUCCCUGCACCCUCGGGCUGGCCGCUAGAGGUUCGUUUAAUUUGAAUCUUUAAAGGUUGGCAUAUUUCCAAAGUUCAUUCGAGAUGUAAAGUAGAGUGAUACUUCCAGCGGUAAACGAAUGUCACACUAGGGCGAUGUCAUCAUUAAUUGUUGGUUACACUACUUAUUCGAUCAGCAGUCAGGGGUAAGUAUACUUACUACAGUCAGUAAAGUAUUUUGCGGUCUUUUUAAAUGUUUUGGUUUGAUUUUUGCUCAAAACAUGAAUGUUUUCAAAAACAUUAGGUAACUUGUUUGUCUUUAGGACAGGAAAUGAGAGCCAAUGUGACAUAACUGCACGUAAUGUCUACCAGAGAAGACAUACCGUAUCCUCGCGGCAAGGUUGGCAGAUAUUGAGUAAGUUUAUUCAACAAAUAAACAGAAAAAACAGUGUGUACAAUUGACAGACGGAAAGAACAGGGGUUUUGUACGGAGCUGAAGGGAAGGCAGAAUUCUUAGCAACAAACUCGCUCUCGAAGUUCAUCGUCCGAACAUCGUUGGCGACAACAGGCAUCGGUUAUCUUGUCGGUGAUAACUCUUUUCAGGGCUCUGGCUGCAAAAGGGAUUAAUUAUAAGGGAUUAAUUCUUUGGUCUUACCAGAACGGGUUUGGCCCUUAACACAAUUCUCGCAAAUCUUUGAAAUGUGACCCAAUAAAACGUUGCCACAUCUUCUGAUUAGGGGUCCUGAUCGUCGUUGUCGAUGCUUCGGUUGAGGGUGUUGCAAAGGAUUUACUAAUAUGAGGUUCAACAUGAUCAGUGUUACGAGAAGGCCGACCCUCCAGGGCCCUGAGGAGUAAUACUCUAAACCGGCAAUGGCUGAAAGUCACUGCUAAUGUAGAACCCACAAUAGAAACACGUCAAUGUGCUAUAUUAAACGAGGAGGUCACGAAACACGACAGCCAAUUGGCCAGGUAUUUCUGGACCUUUGACUGGUUCUGGAUGACGGGAUUAAGUCAAACUUUAAUUCCAUUCUUUAGAACAUGUGACAGUCGUGCCGGUAACCGGUCCACUGAAUGGCACUUUAUUUUUGGUAAUCAAAAUUAUUUAACCACCCCGUUUUUACAAACAUUUCCCUUAAAGGUAAACAAUAAUUACUUUCUGUAUUAUCUGGCCUACAUUAAAACAAGGUAUACAUCCCGCUUAUAGCAUUUUGUUUUCACUUUUUAAACAUUUCGGGGCGGAGCUUCUUUCUUUGGCCGAACAUUUCGAGUGUUAUUAAUGAGAUUACAAAUCCGAAACUCUUAAUUAAUUAAUAUUUAUAUUAUAGUAUGCAUCAAUUGUAGUUUAAAUUAAUUUUCAUUGUAUGGAGAUGCUCCCACAUUUACAAAAAAUACAAUUUUGCUACAUUAAUGUAAGAAUUGAUAUUUGCAGGCGAGAUAGGCGGUACCCUCUCUCUUUACACCAGUUUCACAUUGAUGGCUGGAGUCGAGAUUCUGUUCUUCUUUUUGUCCAAGGAUAUUCGGAAAGAUGUGGAUCGAUACGAUCUUUUGCUGACGUUACGCAAGAACCCACGAGUCCGGGCUCCGAGAUGCGUGAAAAGCCUCCUUUUCUGGCGACAUGACAUUAAAUAAAUGGUAUAUAAAUGUAAAAUGUUUUCGCCGUUCCGAUAGACCGGUUAAUCUGAAGAUGUCCGGAAGCCUGAGGCAUUAUUCAUCUCAUGAUCAGGGCGAUUCCAGCCGCGCGGGAACAAGUACGACCGGUCUUAUCGUCGCUUACUGAUAAGAAUGGGAGUGGGCGUGUUGGUAAGGGGGGCUGUGUAAGAAAGAUUCUGAAGUCAAUCCGAAGCUAGAAAUCUUUCAAGGUGAGACUUCAACUGUCAAGUCCGUUCAGAUCCCGGCGUUUGUUUGGUCUCCACGGUUUAUAUACGGAUUUAUUACGAAAAUUGAGAGUCGGCGCGACGCCGUUCGAAGCUCGGAACCAACUUCAGCUGGAGCAACGUUGAAUCGGAAAGGAAGGCGCCGGAGGCAUUUCCGAGAAAAGAAAAGGCGCUUCGAUCACGGCAAAACUUCCCUUCGGCGGUGUAAGGUAUCCCGGGGGUGUCGUAACCUCAUUGUUGUGCCCUCAGGGAUUUCCCUUUCGUCGCGUCUUGAGUAAAGUUUUAUUUUCGUUGAGGGUCAUUCGGGGCGGCGUGAAUGACGGAAUUCUGAUAAGUGGAGCGAACUGGUCCCGUCAUCCAGGAAAGGUCAUUCUAUCCCGAAGGCGCGGGAUUUCUUUUUAAAUGCCCUUCUCGAGAUCAAUUGAGUGCUUGUUUGCUGGUGGUAAAAGUGAAGGUGUUGAUGGGAUUAAAGGCUAAAACCGGGUAGUCCGUCAGUUAUCAGUCCGGGCAUAACAAAUGAGCAAACAAUGCGGUUUCCGCCGUGCUCGGCAUCUUUUUUAAUGGAUUUCGCCUUGGAGCAGAGUUUCCGUAAGAGGGAGGGGUAUCUCUUUAAGUCGGACGGCGCCCAGAACUUACUCCAUCGCUACAGGCGUAGAACACACUUAAGCGAGAUACACUCAAUUUUUCUGCCGGCGUUUCUUACCCUGCUCGAACUGCCAAGGUAAUGCGCAACUAAUUGCUUUGUUUUUAAUUUAAUUAUUCGGAUUUCGCUUUUCGUGUUCAAGGACGACUGGGUUUUUAUCCGUGAGCUUAAUUUUUAUAUUUUUAGCCGACUUUGCCCUCCGGCAAUGAAGGCGAUCACACUUCUAUUGCUGGUCGGAACGGCCUCAGGCUGUAUUAGUUCGGCUCCCCGUCAGUUCUCCGCUACUCCAGAUUACUCAGGGGCUGCAGCCCAAGCCCAACGUCAAUUCAUCGCCCCAUUGGCUCAAGGCCAGGCCCAAUUCCAACAGCAAGUCGCGGCUGCUGGAGCUGGUCUACCCCGAGCUGCUGCUGCUGAGAAUGUUGCCCCAGCCGAGCCAAUUGCCAGUUCGCAUCUGGCAGAAAGCGAAGGGCCAGCCUUAGGGCAACGGGUUUCCUUAACCGAAUUUAGCUCCAAUGGAUACAAUUCGGCCGGUGGAGGUCCGGUUAAUAAAGAUGAGGCAUUGAGUUGUGACUUUGAAGGCCGACCAUGUUGUUGGGCGAACGCCCCGACUCCUGAUGACCAGAUUGAUUGGCAACAUGCCGCGGGUACCCCCGACGUUGUUGCUCGUCAAAACAUGACCAUGCAAGGUCGCUAUCUCCUGGCUCAUGCUGUUUCUGCUGCUCCAUCCGAUGAGGCGCAGUUCGUAUCUUGUGCUAUUGCUUGUGCCAGCUCACCAAUCAAGGUCAGAGCCACCCAUUUCCAAUCACACAACGUCCUCUUGCAAGUGUGCCAACGUGAGAGUUUCCCCAAUUCUGUCGAUUACAAUCCCCUCCUCAAUUGCCAAGAGUUCCCUUCGGAUGCUAAUUUGAAAAGAACUGAGUUGGUAUUGCCCAAGGCGUCUUUGGUCGACGUAAGUUCUAUUUUUAGUGUUUACGCAAGGCGUUUCGCCUUUGCGUUUACUAAGCUAAUACAUCACACUGUUUGUUCAGUAAUACUUCUUUCCCACCGUUCAGAUUGUGUUCGUGGCCAGUAAUUUUGUGGACAGAGAGGGAUCUCUGGCCAUUCUGGAUGACAUUGAGAUUGACUAUGAGAGUGAUCCAUCUGAAUGUCCCCUUCCCCCUCAACAGUCGUCGCAGAGUUCAGAGUCUACUCAGAGCCGUCAAUCUUCUUCCCGAAAUGGAUUCCAGGCAGAUCGACGCAGUUCCCAAGGUUUCGUUAACGUCGACGGCUCAUCCGACGCCGAACUUUCAGCAAUUGGCGCGGCUUCGGGAUCAUCCGCCGUCUCCGUUUCCCGGGGAUCCGUGACCAACAUUGACACCGCUACUGGAGACCAGAUCAGCAUCAACUGUAAGUGGAUCAUACCUCUUGCUUCCUGCUGUUUUGUUAAUCGGUUCCCAAUUAAAUUGUACUUUUAGCAGUCAGAACAAGUUCCCUUUCGAAUGGAAACACUGCAGCCAAGGCUCUGGGAACUCCCCUUCAGACUGAUGGACCUGUGAUUUUCGAUGGGGAAUCAUGCAGAAAGACCAAGUGUAACUUCGAAGAUGGCACCAUCUGUUCGUAUGUAGACAAACAUUCCAGUGAAAGUCUGAAUGGUCUUUCAACAAAGUUCCAGGUGGUGAAAGGACAGUUCAUGAACCGUGUAACUGGUAUUAAGGAUAAUCCAGGUAAAUAAACUAUUGCCAGUUUGGGAACAUUUUUAUUCCCUUUAUCUGGAUAAUGUUACAACUUUCACCUUGCAGAAGGGGAUUAUUACGCCGCCAGUUUCUUGUAUCCCAAAGAGAAGGCGGUCUUGGCUUCUGAUGUGGGAGCCAUUGAUGAGAGUAGUAGAAUUAAAUUCAAAUACUACGAAGGAACUCAUGGAGUUCAGCUGAAGGGAUGUUGUGAUUCGAUUGACAAGUGCCCCUUCAACACCGAUAGAUUUGUUACAGUAGGAGAUCGAGAAUGGAAAUCUGGUGACUUUGUUUGUAGUCGAGGCACCAAACAAGUAAGGAUCUCUUUAUAUUUAUAAAAAUUAUGUCUUUACAGUUUCACUUUACAUAAUCAUGCUUCAGGUUCUGUUCUUCUGCGAGAAUACACGAACCAACCAAGGGGCGUGUGCCUUGGAUGAUGUGCAAGUGGUUGAUGCCAACGAUCAGAAUGUCGAAAAUGCAAAGCCUCUGUGUUAA